Molecule: messenger RNA, 395 nt
Organism: Nothoprocta perdicaria
Lineage: Eukaryota; Metazoa; Chordata; Aves; Tinamiformes; Tinamidae
Product: microtubule-associated proteins 1A/1B light chain 3C-like
Exons: 4
Coding region: 6-395 (129 amino acids)
Biological process (GO): macroautophagy; autophagosome assembly; autophagy of mitochondrion
Cellular component (GO): autophagosome; autophagosome membrane; cytosol
Molecular function (GO): ubiquitin protein ligase binding
Source: RefSeq, a predicted model, not a curated record
CCAGGAUGCAGCGGGGAGAGGGCGGCGCUCGCCCCUUCAAGCAGAGGAAGAGCCUGGCYGCCAGGAUGCACGAAGUGACGGAGAUCCGGAUCAAGUACCCCAAUAAGAUCCCGGUGGUGGUGGAGCGCUAUCCGAAGGAGCAGACCCUGCCGCCCCUGCCCCGCCCCAAAUUCCUGGUGUCCCACGAGCUGCCGCUCUCCCAGCUCGCCGCCACCCUGCGGAGCCGGCUGUGCCUGGCGUCCUCGCAGAGCCUCUACCUGCUGGCGGGCGGGCGSGCGCUGCCCGCCGCCACGGCCACCAUGCAGGAGCUGUACCGCGAGCACCGGGAUGAAGACGGCUUCCUCUACCUCACCUACGCCUCCCAGGAGGCCUUCGGCUGUCCCAGGAGGAGCUGA